AUGGCUCAGAGAAUCACUCUUAGAAGAAGAAACCCAUACAAUACCAAAUCUAACCAGAUUAAGGUUGUCAAGACCCCUGGUGGAAGAUUGAUCGCUCACCACAUCAAGAAGGUGGCCUCAAGACCAAAGUGUGGUGAUUGUGGUACUCCAUUGCCAGGUAUCGCUCAGUUGAGACCAAGACAAUAUGCAUCUAUUUCCAAAACUCACAAGACUGUUUCCAGAGCCUACGGUGGUUCUAGAUGUGCCAACUGUGUCAAAGAGAGAAUCAUCAGAGCUUUCUUGAUCGAGGAGCAGAAGAUUGUCAAGAAGGUGUUGAAGGAUCAGGCUUCCAAGGAUAAGAAGAACUGA
Molecule: messenger RNA, 348 nt
Organism: Brettanomyces nanus
Lineage: Eukaryota; Fungi; Ascomycota; Pichiomycetes; Pichiales; Pichiaceae
Gene: RPL34A
Product: 60S ribosomal protein L34A
Exons: 1
Coding region: 1-348 (115 amino acids)
Biological process (GO): translation
Cellular component (GO): ribosome
Molecular function (GO): structural constituent of ribosome
Source: RefSeq, a predicted model, not a curated record